AUACCACAUGAGGAGAUGACAUCACAGCAUGCUGUCCACAAGAGGAACAGACAGCAGCUCUUCGGCCACUUCUUUUCUCUGCUGCAGACUCGCUGUCCCCAAGCUGCUCCUGCCUUAUGGCACCAAUGGUGUUGGCCCUCAUCCUCGGUGAGUGACAAUGGGGACGUGGAGCCACGGGGGUUGGUGGCCCUGUGUGGGACCAGGACCGUGUCCCUUGCAGGUUGGUGGCUGGUGGCAGCAAGCAGGGCACAGCAACUGCCCCGACCCUCCCUGUCACUGCACCCCAGCCAGGGGGUGUCCCUGGGGGACAAUGUCACCCUGCGCUGCCACCUGCCCCUGCCGGCUGCCUGGGUCUGGCUGCACCGGGAAGGACGUUGGUCAUGCGUCAAGUACAGUGACAAGAAGCAGGACACGACAGAGUUCUCCUUCCUUAGCGCAAGUCAGGAUCAAGCAGAUCGCAGUUUGCUCCCACCUCAUAUCUCCCUUCACCCCGAGGAACGUGUGAGGACAGGGACCAAUGUCACCAUCCGCUGCUGGAACAAGGACUAUGGGGCCGCCUUCCUCCUGCACAAGGAUGGACGCUCAGCUCCUAUCCAGCGCCUGGUCCCAGAUGAUGUUGGCGCAGUCUCCUUCACCCUCUUUGGGGUGACCCCAGCUGACAGUGGCACCUACAGGUGCUCCUAUCACCCCAAGAACUACCCCUUUCUGUCCUCACCCCUUGGGGACAGUGUGAUGCUGGAGGUGACUCCCACACCUGCACCCCCAGGUGCUGAGUUGGUGUCCCGUGGGAACCUGGUGGUGGCAGUGGUGAGGGGCUGCGCUGCUGUCCUCAUCUUUGGCCUCGGCGUCUUCUUUGUCAUCGAUGCCCGCAGCCUCUGGAUACGGAGAGAUGAGAGUCUGGGUGGGGAAGGGAUUUAAUGGUUUGGAUCUCCUGUACAUCCCCUACACAUCUCCCCAGUCUUUCUCUUCCUCUCCUUCCAUUCUUCUCUAGAAUCCACCAGGUGCACCAUUGGAUCCACUGUAGGCUGCCUAUCCAUUCCCCCAGAUGUUCCCUGCCCCCAUCCCAUCUCCUAUAAAUCCAACAUGUAUCCCCUGCCUCCCCUUCCAGACCCUAUAAAUUAUCUAGUCCCAGUCAUCUUGUGCAUCUGUGUCCAUCCUUUACUGAUCGACUAUAAAUCCACCCAAGUGUUACCUGCCUCCUCUUGCAUCCCCUGUUUAUUCACACAAGUCCAACAAGUAUCAAACCCAUUCAUCCCCCAUAACCCCACAAUGCUCCCCUUCUGUUUUGACUCCGGUGCCUACCCACAAAUUCAUGAGGCUGUGCACUUCCAAAUAGGUCUUUAGGUCAGGGACCCCUGAUCCCAGCCUGUUCCUGGGCGCCACAUACUCCACCUGGAACCCAAAUCCCUGCCCAUGGGGACCCCGGGAUCCCCCAGAUCAGAUAAUCAGAUGGCUUACUCUAACCUUGUGUGAUGCCCCAAAAUCCUGAUCAGGGGGAAGCACAAAUCUGCACUGUGGAGAUCCCCCAGGGCCCAAAUCAAAGUCCUUGCACCAACUGAGGAAAACCCAGCCAUAAACAUCCCCCUGACAGUGUGGGCGAUCCAUACAAUGUAAUAGGACCCCCAAAAUGGCACACAUAUUUACUCUCAAUAUUGGACCAAUGUUACCCCAAAUCAAAGUCCCCCCAUGUCCCCAAACACACCAUCACUGACCACACCCACACACUUACAACAGAGAUGUCCCUCCUCACAGCCAUUCUGAGGAACCCCACAGUGAUUCUCCACCAUCUCCAGUUGCAGGAGAAUGGCUCAAAGAGCAAGGACAUUGUGAGUACGAGUGCUACGUGCACUACCCAGGCUAUGAGACCUUGAAGCUGUCAAAGCAAAAAGAAAAGCUGAGGCUGCAGUUAAGAUAAGGGAGAAGCUAGCCUGGGAAGAGACUAAGGCAGUGGAAUGUGAGGAACAGUGUGAAAAGCCACGUGAUGAUUAAUGCUGGACCAAUAGCUUUGCGAGCAAGACACGUGAUUUCUGUAUGCUAACCAAUCAUAAGCUGUCUAUCUCCGUGUGCACCCUGUAUUUCUGUAUUAGUGUGAGCUGAUUUGGGCAAUAAAUCAAAGCUCCACCAUUACUUCUAUGAAGACAUGUGGUUUGUUUUGGGCAACCUUCCUGGAAGUGGCACCCGAACAGGGACCCGGGAAAGCCGCACAAGUUGCCACCGUGGUUUGACGUGGAGGCAGCAGGACGCUCGAGAGUUGUCACAGCGGUUUGACGUGGAGGCAAAGGGAGUGGGGAAGGUGUCUGUGGGUAAGUGCCGUUUGCCAAAAGAACGGUAGCUCAGAGCAUCCUGUGCCGAGAGGACAAUGACUCACACCCGCAGCGGGGUGAGUGCCGUGUGCUGAGAGGGCAGCAACUUGGGUAGGAAGAGUGCGCAGCUUCCUCCUCCACCACUUGCUGCUAGCAUGGAUGUGGAAUUUGCAGCAGCACAGACACUGCUUCUUAGUAUCCUCAUUAAGCGAGGGGAGACAGUGAAGGACAAAGUCCUAGCUAAGCUAGUAACGUGGGCCCGAGAACAGGGGUUCUUGAAGGCUUCUCCACUCAUUUUCGUAGUGAAAGAAUGGCACAAAAUUGGGGACUGCAUGU
Molecule: messenger RNA, 2639 nt
Organism: Gallus gallus (chicken)
Lineage: Eukaryota; Metazoa; Chordata; Aves; Galliformes; Phasianidae
Gene: CHIR2A9
Product: platelet glycoprotein VI-like
Exons: 4
Coding region: 16-918 (300 amino acids)
Source: RefSeq, a predicted model, not a curated record